Molecule: messenger RNA, 4427 nt
Organism: Ooceraea biroi (clonal raider ant)
Lineage: Eukaryota; Metazoa; Arthropoda; Insecta; Hymenoptera; Formicidae
Product: protein HID1
Cellular component (GO): Golgi trans cisterna; Golgi medial cisterna; membrane
Source: RefSeq, a predicted model, not a curated record
UGUCAUUGUCAUGAUACAAACAUGGCGGCGAUGGUACUUGUUUAAAGAACACCGACGCGUUUUUAUUCCCUUUUUACUACAAUAAAUCUUAAUUGUUAUCAGCGAUAACUGCGAGCAACAUGGGCAAUGCUGACACAAAGUUGAACUUCCGAAAGGCGGUGGUGCAAUUAACGUCGAAGACUCAGGUGAUCGAUGCAACAGACGACACCUUUUGGGAUCAAUUCUGGUCUGAGAACGUGACCAAUGUUCAGGACAUCUUCACUCUGAUUCCGGCUCCGGAGAUUCGUGUGCUGAGAGAAGAGGCACCUUCCAAUCUGGCCACAUUAUGUUACAAAGCGGUCGAGAAGUUAGUCAAGGCUGUAGACAGUAGCUGUAGAACUCAACGAGAGCAUCAAACCGUUUUGAACUGCUGUCGCUUAUUGACACGCUUGUUACCUUAUAUAUUUGAAGAUCCUGACUGGAAGGGUUUCUUCUGGUCCAGUUUACCUGGCAAAGACGAUGAAGAGAGCUUGCCACUGGCUCAUUCUCUGUUAAAUGCAAUUUGUGAUCUGUUGUUCUGUCCUGACUUUACGGUAGCUGCAAACAGGAAGUCAGGCCCGGACAAAGCCGAUGAGUUACAAUCGAUAGACAGUUGCGAGUACAUCUGGGAAGCAGGAGUAGGUUUCGCGUACUCGCCACCCAGGUAUCCUAUUCUGGACUCGAAUCGUACGGAAUUGCUGAAGCUCCUACUGACAUGCUUCAGUGAAACUAUGUACAAUCCGCCGAUGGACUUGUCAAUCACGCCGAACAGAUGGAUUCAGCAUUUGGCCAGCAGCGAGAACAGACACGCUUUGCCCAUGUUCACGUCGCUGCUGAACACUGUGUGCGCGUAUGAUCCCGUGGGCUAUGGGGUGCCGUACAAUCAUUUGUUGUUCACCGAUUCGUUGGAGCCAUUGGUUGACGUUGCGCUGCAAAUCCUAAUCGUAACUUUGGAUCAUGACACCACUGGCGGAGCGCCGUUGGAAGAGGGCGCAGUCGGAGAUAAUUUGUUCAUUAAUUAUCUAAGUCGAAUUCAUCGUGAUGAAGAUUUCCAGUUUGUCCUAAAGGGUAUCACCAGACUGUUGAAUAAUCCGUUGAUGCAGACGUAUCUGCCGAAUUCGACCAAGAAAGUGCAUUUUCAUCAGGAAUUGCUGGUUUUCUUCUGGAAAAUGUGCGAUUAUAACAAAAAGUUCUUGUAUUACGUACUAAAGAGUUCGGAUGUUCUUGAAGUGCUUGUACCGAUUCUUUAUCACUUGAACGACUCACGUGCUGAUCAAUCACGAGUGGGUUUAAUGCACAUUGGUGUAUUUAUAUUGCUUCUCUUGAGUGGAGAACGCAAUUUUGGAGUGAGGUUAAACAAACCAUACACAGCCACAGUGCCUAUGGAUAUCCCCGUUUUUACAGGAACACACGCCGAUCUCUUAGUCACUGUAUUCCACAAAAUAAUUACGACUGGCCAUCAGAGACUGCAACCGUUGUUUGACUGUCUGUUAACGAUUCUAGUCAAUGUUUCACCGUACCUUAAAACAUUAUCUAUGGUAGCCAGCACAAAGCUGUUGCAUUUACUGGAGGCAUUUAGUACACCGUGGUUCCUCUUCUCAGCGCCUACCAAUCACCACUUGGUGUUUUUCCUGCUUGAGAUAUUUAACAAUAUUAUUCAGUACCAGUUUGAUGGUAACAGUAACUUGGUCUACACUAUAAUACGCAAGCGGCAGGUGUUCCACGCGCUUGCAAAUCUACCUAGCGAUUGCAACACGAUCGUGAAAUCUCUCAGCAAGAGGCAACGUCGGCAUGUACCCGCCAGCACGUCAAACGAGAAUGUCAGCGAGGCUGCGAUGGAGGGAUCGCAUCCUGCACAACCCGCCGAACCUGGUACUCUGAAGGCCUCCUUGUUGGAAACUCCUGGUAUCGAGAAGAUGACGGAGAAGGAAUCAGCGCAUCCAUUGAGCCCAUCGGCAAGCGUCGAUAUUGGCAAUUCAAUUAGCAAUCGAUCAGAAAGUAAGACGGACAUCAGAGAGGAGUCGAUGAGUGCGACCAAAAAUUCUGUGGUGCCGAAGGGUGGCAUACGCGUGGCCGAGCAAGCAAGCUCUAAUAGUGUCACCAAUGUGAACCAGUGGGUACCGUCCAGCGAAUGGGUGUACCAGUGGAAGAGCAAGCUUCCGCUGCAGACCAUCAUGCGAUUGCUUCAAGUACUUGUGCCACAAGUUGAGAAAAUCUGCAUCGACAAGGGACUGACAGAUGAGAGUGAGAUCUUGAAGUUCUUGCAACACGGCACCCUGGUUGGCCUACUGCCGGUGCCGCAUCCUAUCCUCAUCAGAAGAUAUCAGGCUAAUGCUGGCACAACCGCGUGGUUCCGCACAUACAUGUGGGGUGUUAUUUAUCUGAGGAACGUCGAACCGCCCAUAUGGUACGACACCGAUGUCAAGCUAUUCGAAAUCCAGAGAGUUUAGAGAGCGCGUGAGGAUCACUAAAGAUUCGCGUUACUGUUCGCGCUCGAAAUACUGUUUUGUUGGCAGUGUAUAAAGAAUGAGUCUCAUCGAACUCGUUAUUGUAAUAGCGCCGUUUCUCAUCAAUUAAAAUCGAAGGAUUAAAGCGUGAUCGCUUUUUGGAAGAGCUCUAAGAAAUUAGUCUAAAUCUACGUUCUCCCCGCUGCAUAAUAAAAUAUAUAAGCAACGUUAACAUAAAUAAUUUAAAAUAAAUAGAAAGCGCGAGGAAGAGCUCCAAGUCAAGUUGUUCGAAAUAUUACAAAAGUAUUGAGCUAAGAUCCUUCCAUUUACAGAACAGAAAUUUAAUUGAUUCUUUGCUUUAUUUUUAGUUUAAGUCAACUAGAAACUAUUAUUCGACAAAAUUGGCACUCCUGGAAUUAUUUAAAUUUUUUCUUAGGAUAUAUUCCUAGGAUAAAAUUAAUUUUCGAUAAGUACGAAAUGAAAAGAGGCAAGAAUCAAUUAAACAUUUGUUAUAACUUUGAUCAAUGUUUGCGGGAACGGCAACAUAACAAUACAAAGAGCGAUGAACAUGUCAAGUCACGCGCUUCAUCUCGUUUCUGCUAAUUACUUUUUACAUGGCGCCUUCGAAGUACUUUCAUCUUGAUGUAACAUAUAUGUAUUACAUGUAGGAUCGUAAACGUUGUUUGCAAUCGGUAUCAGUGAUUUAUUAUUAUUAUACCACGAAGACUGUAAUCUCGUUUGUAUCAUAGUAAUAUAUGUACCGUAACUUAGUGGAAAACGCAUAUCGUCGGUCUUAAGAAAUCCACUAAGUAAAUUAGCUCAGCAGACACGGAGAAAACCGACAUUUAAACAAAAAAAACCUACACGUUUCACUACUUACAUUUCGCUUACAUUUACAUUUAUGUACAUUCCUUUACAUUCUAGUACGAUAUAAAUUGUAAAUUUAUAUUUAAAACUUUUAUAUCAUUAUAAUUUAUAAUGAUAUAAUGUAUAAUGAAGUUCUUGAGUUCUUUUUAAAUAAGAGAAUGCCUAGAAUUUAUAUUGUAUGAUUAUCUUUAGAAGAAAUUACACUCUCGACAGUCACGCUUUGUUAAGACUUCGAUUAAGACCGGCGAUAUAUAAUAUAUCGUAGAAUAACUAUCAGAGCUAGAGAAUUCAUCUUUCGCGACAUGUACAUGAAGCUGCGCUUUACAGAGGAAAAAUUUUAUUCGCCUUCGCUUUAUUCAUCGUCAUUUGUCCGGCAAUUUAAAGUGACACGCUUACUUAACUUGCGAAUCAAUCUCGCGAGUGUCUUCUCGCGCGAAUGAUUGUACCGUACCUGUAUCAUAUGUUGAGAGAAUUUCCGGGUUUGUUGUUCUCGUUAGUUACACUCAGUGCAGCACCACACGUGGCCUUUCCUUACUUCUAUCUUAUGAGUUCAUUUUGGAAGAGUGUAGGUAAUAAGAACAGGCCCGGUGAAAAAUACUUUUUGGAGAACCUCGUACAACGGCGAAAAUCGAUUUUCUUAAACUGUGACGUAGUAUAAGGAAGAACGCGGACUUUAGGUCCGUCUCGUUUUAGCUGCACUCUCUCACGCUCGUGACUCGAGAUGAAAUGAAUGUAUAUUCAGGGAUCAAUAGAAAAGAUGGAGCACACGGAAGCAAAAUUCUUCUUCGAUUUUUAUAAUUUCCUCUUUCACGUUCCGCGAGAAACGCUCCAGCCGAUAGUUUAUUUCAUUGUAUGGACGAAACAAUACACAAUUUGUGAUAGACGCCUUCGAAUUUUACGUCAAAUUUUCAAGAAGAAUUUGAAUGUUGCUUCCUUCUUUCCUACAGUGUCCUGAAGUGCAGUUAGAAAGGAAGAUGAAUUUUGUACAUCACAGUAUGGUUGCGACUUAUAGUUACACAGAGCGUUCAAACGGAAUCUCACGUCAGAAUGUAAUAUAUGUAGCUGUCUUGAAAUAUACAGAAUUAUAUGACGCAA